AUGACCAUAGCCAGCUUAUCCGGGCAGCUUCAGCUCCCGUCAUCAAAACCCACAUUCAAAUUCCAUAACUUCCCUCAUUAUUCCUCCCAUUUUCACUUCAAUACUUUCCCAUGGAAUUCGCCAAAGAAACGGGUAUUCCGUGUCAGCAAUGUUGUGACCCGGGCCAAGAGGAAAACGGGUUCAAAAUCCCAGAACCGAGACCCAGAGGUAGAGGAGCUGGUUCGUGUUCUAAUGAGGAAUUUCAAUGAUAACCAGCCGUUGACCGCCACUUUGAAUAAGUUCGUGAAGGUUGUCAGGAGCGAGCAUUGUUUUAUGCUCUUUGAAGAGCUCGGCCGGACCGAUAAAUGGCUCCAGUGCCUUGAGGUGUUCAGAUGGAUGCAAAAGCAACGAUGGUAUAUAGCUGAUAAUGGUGUGUAUUCAAAGUUGAUAUCAGUUAUGGGUAGGAAAGGACAGACGAGGAUGGCUAUGUGGCUUUUCUCUGAGAUGCGUAAUAGUGGGUGUCGUCCUGACACUUCAGUGUAUAACGCACUGAUUACUGCCCACCUUCACAGCCGUGAUAAAGCCAAGGCGUUGUCUAAGGCUUUGGGAUACUUUGAGAAGAUGAAGGGGAUGGAGCGAUGUCCCCCUAAUGUGGUUACAUACAACAUUCUUUUGAGAGCAUGUGCACAGGCACGUGAUGUUGAUCAAGUUAAGGUAUUGUUGGAAGAUCUUGACAAGAGCAUCGUGACGCCUGAUAUCUUCACCUUUAAUGGACUGAUGGAUGCAUAUGGAAAGCAUGGGAUGAUUAGGGAGAUGGAAUCUGUGCUAUCCCGAAUGAAAAAUAACAAGCUGAAACCUGAUAUCAUCACUUUCAAUUUGCUGAUUGAUGCAUAUGGACGGAAACAAGAAUUUGAAAAGAUGGAACAAGUGUUUAAGUCUUUGUUACGAUCCAAGGAGAAGCCUACACAUCCUACAUUCAAUUCCAUGAUCACAAACUAUGGAAAAGCAAGGCUUAGGGAGAAAGCUGAGUUAGUUUUUCAGAAGAUGACUGAUAUGGGGUAUUAUCCAAGCUUCAUAACUUAUGAGUGUCUUAUACUGAUGUAUGGAUAUUGUGAUUGUGUGUCCAAGGCAAGAGAGAUAUUUGAUGAAGUGAGAGAAUCUGCUAAGGAAAAGAAGGUCUCGACUUUGAAUGCAAUGCUGGAAGUGUAUUGUAGGAAUGGUUUACCUCUAGAAGCAAACGAUCUGUUUGAGAGUAUACAUGCCUCUAAAACUUUUCACAUUGAUUCCUCGACUUACAAACUUUUGUACAAAGCUUAUACUAAAGCAAAUCUGAAGGAAUUAUUGAAGAAAUUGCUUUUGUACAUGGAUAGGGAUGGAAUCAUUCCCAAUAAGAGAUUCUUUCUGGAUGCUCUUGGAGCCUUUGGAUCUUCAUCGACAAGCCAGAAGACAACUAAGAGCAGUAGCAGUUUGAGAAUGCAAGCAACUAAUAGUUCAAUGUUUCAGGAGUUGGCCAUUGUUUUGCUUGUAUGGCACCCAAAGAUGGCCAAGAUGCCGGGAGAAUGGGAGCCUUACUGCUAUGGGCAAGUCUUGUUGGAUCUGUCAUUUUAG
Messenger RNA from Oldenlandia corymbosa var. corymbosa, 1587 nucleotides. Lineage: Eukaryota; Viridiplantae; Streptophyta; Magnoliopsida; Gentianales; Rubiaceae. The record is from the annotation of a GenBank genome assembly.